GCUGCGUCUUUUCCUUCUACGCGUCUGUUGGGAAUCUGGUUGAAGAAAGAGUGUCGAAACAGAGGAAAAACUCCUGGAGAAGCAACUGUGACACUGUUAUAAAGAUGGCGUUCAUUAAAGAGGAGAGUGGAGACGUGAAGAUUGAAGAAACAUUCAGUGUGAAACAAGAAGAAACUGAGGAACAAACAGGCCUGAUGCCACUGAAAGAGGAGAGUGAAAUCCUGAAUGAAAUGGAAGAGAAAGAUCAGUAUGAGAGAAACAAUGCUUUCAAAGCGCGAGAAGAAAAAUCAUUUGGUUCAUCAAAAACUGUAAAGACUUACUCACGAAAAAGAGCUAAGAAGACUGGAGCUGGAUUUAUUUUCUCCUGCUUUGAGUGUGGAACGGGUUUCAAUCAACCCGAAGACCUUCGAGUCCACAUGAGAAUACACAAUGGAGAAAUGCCACUGAAAGAUGAGAGUGAAGUCCUGAUGGAAAUGGAAGAGAAACAUAAUGCUCUCAUAACUGGAGAAAAAUCAUUUAGUUCCUCGCAAAUUGAAAGGACUUCUGUACAAAAAAAAUCUCAGAAGACAGGAACUGGAUUUUUUUUCACCUGCUUGGAGUGUGGAACGGGUUUUAAUCAACCCGAAGACCUCCGAGUCCACAUGAGAAUCCACAAUGGAGAGAAUGCUUUCUCCUGCUUUGAGUGUGGAACGGGUUUCAAUAAACCUGAAGACCUUAGAGUCCACAUGAGAUUCCACAAUGAAGAGAAGCCUUUCAUGUGCCAACAUUGUGGAAAGAGUUUUACUCAAAAAGGAAACCUUAAAGUCCACAUGGGAAUUCACAAUGAAAAGAAGCCUUACACAUGCCAACAAUGUGGAACGAGUUUCACUCAAAAAGGAGCCCUUGCCAGGCACAUGAGAAUUCACACCGGAGAGAGGCCUUUCAUUUGCAAACUGUGUGGAAAGUGUUUCACGGUAGCAGUAAACCUUAAAUAUCACAUGUACAUUCACAAUGGAGAGAAGCCAUUCAGAUGUGAUCAGUGUGGAAAGAGUUUUAGCCGUAAACAAACGCUUUAUAACCACUCUAAGAUUCACUCAAGAGAGAACUGUUUUGAAUGUGAUCAGUGUGGAAAAAGUUUCAUUGAAAAAGGAAACCUUAAAAUCCACAUGAGACUUCACAGCGGAGAGAAGCCUUACUCAUGCCCACAGUGUGGACAAAGUUUCAGAUAUAAAAAUUCCCUUAAUGCCCACAUGAAAAGUCACACUGGAAAGAGUCCCUUCACUUGCAAACUGUGUGGGAAGGGCUUCACACGGGAGCAAAAUCUUCAAUAUCACAUGAACCGUCACACUGGAGAGAAGCCAUUCGCAUGUGAUCAGUGUGGAAGGAGUUUCAGACGUCAAGCAACCCUUACUCAGCACAGAAAGAUUCACUCAAGAGAGAACUGUUUUAUAUGUCAUGAGUGUGGAAGAUGUUGCCGUAGCCUUAAAAGCCUUAACAGGCAUCUUGCAUCCGGACACACAACGAAGCCUUAUGAAUGCCACGUGUGUGGAAAAAGUUUCAGAUUCAAAAAAACCCUUAAGGAUCACUUGAGCGCUCACACUGGAGACAAGCCCUUCACCCGUCUUCAGCGGGCAUGUCAAAGAGACCUAAAACGUAGUUUGCAAACUCAUUCUGGAAAGAAAAUGCAGUGUUUAGAGUGUGGCAAGAGGUUUACAAAAAUGAGCAAUUUUAGAAAUCAUCUGCUCAUCCACUCUAGUGGAAAAUCAUUUAAUUGUGAUCGGUGUCAUAAACAAUUUCUUUUGCCAUCACACUUAAAAAUACAUAUGAAAAGUCAUGCAUAUCUGAGAACUUAUUCAUGUUCUUUGUGUGGGAAGCAUUUCAAAUGGCUUGGCAAUUUAAAAUGGCACCAGAAAAUCCGGAUAUGCGUUAAAUUAAGGCUACGUUCACAUCGCAGCUAAAUGUGGGCCAAAUAUGAUUAUCUGCUCAAAUGCAGGUUUUUUUUUUUUUUGUUUUUUGAAUCAAUCAGAACGAACUUUAGCUCGACAAUAACCUUAUUUUAGAGCUGCUGUAAAGCCAAAACAGUCUCUCUUACUUUUAGUUACUAUCAACACUGUAAAGCUGGUUUGAAACAAUGUAUAUUGUUAAAAGUGCUAAAUAAAUGGUGAAUUGACUUAA
Messenger RNA from Pimephales promelas (fathead minnow), 2154 nucleotides. RefSeq lists its product as uncharacterized. Gene Ontology annotation, biological process: regulation of transcription by RNA polymerase II. The record is from RefSeq and is a predicted model, not a curated record. Gene Ontology annotation, molecular function: DNA-binding transcription factor activity, RNA polymerase II-specific. Lineage: Eukaryota; Metazoa; Chordata; Actinopteri; Cypriniformes; Leuciscidae. Gene Ontology annotation, cellular component: nucleus.